AUGGCCUAUGAGAUAACCGAGAUAAAGAAGGUUGGUAUAGGCCUAAUUGGUUUCGGCAUAUUCUUCACAUUUCUUGGCAUGAUUAUCUUCUUUGACCGUGGUUUGCUUGCUCUGGGAAAUAUAUUUUCCUUGGCAGGGAUAGCCAUUUUGCUUGGUUGGCGUUCUACGUGGGCACUUUUCACUAAUACGGCGAAUUAUAAGGGUUCUGCAUCAUUUCUUCUAGGUCUCUUUUUCAUUUUUGUGAGGUGGCCAGUAGUUGGUAUAAUACUUGAAAUAUACGGUUGUUUUUUCCUCUUCAGUGGGUUUUGGUCUUCUAUCAAAAUGUUCCUCUACCAUAUCCCUGUUGUUGGAUGGAUUAUACAGUUUAUUUCUCGUGACUCCUUGAUUGUCACAAAGGGAGUUUUGACUGAUUAUCAUAGUACAUGGUUAAUGACGGGGUUUGACUACCUUGUACCGCAGCAUGUCAUUUCUGUAAAAAUGUUGUAUUUGGUAGCCAUAUCUUGUUGCUUCAAGGCUCAUAGUGGCCUUAUUUUUGCUUUAGCUUUUAAUUGGUUGAUUGGAAUUGGAUCUGUUGCCCCAAGAAUGAUGGAGGGCUUGGGCUUGGUUGUAGUGGGCUUACUAAUGAGGCUUUCUGAUGAAGGUGGGAUGAGGCUUUGUACCCAAAAGAGAGACCUAAACAUCAGUGUGGCGCCUACCAUUGGUGAGUUGAGGAUCAAGCUUAUGAAAUUUGGGAACCUGAUAUUUUUCUUUUUCUUUAAUCUCUAG
Sphenostylis stenocarpa is the source of this 765-nucleotide messenger RNA. The record is from the annotation of a GenBank genome assembly. Lineage: Eukaryota; Viridiplantae; Streptophyta; Magnoliopsida; Fabales; Fabaceae.